CAAAGCUAUGUCAUCUUGUCUUCAGGUGGUCUUCUUUCACUAUAAAAGGCCAGCCAGUUCCAAGUAUAUUCACCAUCAAAUUCAAAGCUAAUUACAUUCAUCUCAAAAAGGCAAGCAAAUUACUACAAAAUUAUCUUAGGAAGAAUUCUUUUCUAAUAUAUCAUUAGUAUGUCAAACCCUUAUUCUCCUGAGAUCACUGAGACCGAUGCUAAGGAACGCGGUCUCUUUGAUUGCUUUGGCAAGAAAGAAGAGAAAGCAAAAGAGGAAGUGAACAUGGCUGAGCCAGAAAAGCUCCAGCGCUCAAACAGCAGCAGCUCUAGCUCAUCAGAGGAAGAGGUGGAGGAAGACGGAGUGAAGAUAAAGAGGAAGAAGAACAAGGGACUGAAAGAUAAGAUCAAGGAAAAGCUACCAGGUCACAAAGAUGAAGGAGCUGCUGCACUUCCAGAAAGUGAUCACACUAGUAACCAUCAUCAUCAAGCUGCAGACGUUAAUGCAGAGGGACUGCACGCCGAGGAAAAGAAGGGUUUUCUCGAGAAAAUGUUGGAGAAAUUGCCCGGGAAUCACAAGGAUGAUGCAGUUGCUCCUGUCGCGGUUCCUGCUCCUCCUCAACCACCAGUUGCAGAUCACUGUGGGCACAAUGGGCAAUGUGCAGGGUCACAAGAACACCAGGAGGAGAAGAAAGGGUUCUUAGAGAAGAUUAAAGAUAAGCUCCCUGGUGGACAUAAGGAAGGUGAUGAAACCAAGAAAGAUCAUUAAUUAGUUAAGCACCCUCUAAGCAGUUUGUAGGUUUUCUCUGAUGUUUUUAGAGUAUGUUAAGCCUUUGUAAUUUGUGUUCUGCAGUUUUCCGUCUUUCCCAGCUUUGUCCUGUUUGGUAUCAGUUUCUGCUUCUUGUUUCAUAGCAAGAUCUUCAUAUUUAAUUCCAGCUUUGGCUUUUGCAUCUUCAAAA
Beta vulgaris subsp. vulgaris (sugar beet) is the source of this 946-nucleotide messenger RNA. Its product is annotated as dehydrin COR410. The record is from RefSeq and is a predicted model, not a curated record. Gene Ontology annotation, biological process: response to water. NCBI's taxonomy places the organism in Eukaryota, Viridiplantae, Streptophyta, Magnoliopsida, Caryophyllales, Amaranthaceae. Gene Ontology annotation, cellular component: membrane. Bases 169 to 756 code for a protein of 195 amino acids. The transcript is spliced from 2 exons.